This is a messenger RNA of Ixodes scapularis (black-legged tick), 1494 nucleotides long. RefSeq lists its product as uncharacterized. The coding region runs from base 19 to 1494 and encodes 491 amino acids. Gene Ontology annotation, molecular function: monocarboxylic acid transmembrane transporter activity. Lineage: Eukaryota; Metazoa; Arthropoda; Arachnida; Ixodida; Ixodidae. The transcript has 5 exons. Gene Ontology annotation, biological process: transmembrane transport. The record is from RefSeq and is a predicted model, not a curated record.
UCCUAUAUAUAUAUCAGGAUGUUCUUAGUGAACUUUUGCGUAGCCUUGGGGCUCGGAACGGCUUUCGGGCUUCAGAAAAGGUCCGCUUGUGAAGGGACGCAGGCGGAUUCCGCGAUGCAGGCGGAAAGCGGUGGCCGGCUGGUGGACAGUCGCUACGCCUGGCUGGUGGCCCUGACCUGCGGCUGGGUCCAGGUGUGGGCGGCCGUCGUGUUCCGGAGCUCGGGCGUCCUGCUGGUUGGCGUCGUGGCAGACUUUAACGUCACCCGCGAGGAGGCCGCCUGGCCCUUCGAGCUCUACAACAUCGUCAGCUCGGUCCAGGGGUUCACAACCGGCAUCUUGAUCCAUUUCUUCGACACCAGGACGUUGACGAUGGCGGGCACGCUGCUGGCAACUAUGAGCGCCGUCGCCUGCUUUCUCUGGAACCAUUUCACCAUUUAUCUCGUCUUCAUCGGCCUCGGCUUCGGAACUUCGUCGGGCAUCACGGUGCCCGUAAACGUGGUGGCCCUCAGCCGCUACUUCAGGCUGCACAGAACGUCCGCGAACGGCCUCAACUUUGCCGGCGCCUCCGUGGGUAGCUUCCUGAUCCCGCCGCUGCUGGCCGGGUUCCUGGACCGCUACGGCCUGGGCGGGACGAUGCUCGUCAUCGGGGCCCUGAUGCUCAACGCCAUGGCCGGCGGCAUCGUGCUCCGCUCGUCCGCAGACUACCCGCAGUGCCGAGGCCGAUUCUCUCGUGGCGAGGACGCCGAGGACGGCUCCAUCGACGGCUCCGUGCACCGCAGCGAGCUAUGUUCAACGGAGUUCUUACUCUGCGAGAGCGGCGUCAUGGCCUCAUCGGUGGCCCAGCUGCCCAGGUGGAAGAUCAGUAAACCCAGGGAUAUGAGACAAGGACCCGCAUCCUUCCUCUGGAAACCCGUCUUCUAUUUGCUCACGCUCACGGGCAUCGUGUACAGCUUCGUGUUCAGCAGCUACCUCAUCACCAUCGUGGACCACGUGCAAGGCGUGCUCGGCGUGACGAACCAACAGGCCUCCCUCUUCGUGUCCGUCAUGGCGGCCGGUGACCUCAUCAGCCGCCUGGGCACCGGCUGCCUGGCGGACCUCGGCUAUGUGGACUGCGAGACGCUGCUGGUGGUCAACUUCGCCGCGCUGGCCGCCUGCUACGCGCUCCUGGCCCACGUGGAUUCGCUACUCCAGUUCGGGCUGGUGGCCUUCGUGUUCGGGCUCAACAAUGGCGGGCCCAUCGUCUCGCUGCCCUGCCUGCUGUCUGACCACCUCGGCAAACGACAUCUGCCGAUGACGUACGGUAUCCACAGGCUCAGCAUGGCCAUCGGAACGCUGGUUCGACCCACGCUCAUCGGCUAUUUCAAGGACGGCCGUGGCUCCUACAACGGUCUGUACUACCUGAUCAGCGUCUUCUCCGGUGCCAUUGUGUUCCUGUGGGUCCCCGGGGUGGCCAGAAGUCACUUCAAGCGCUCCCGCAUUUCCCGAGGCUUCUGA